AUGCCUUUACUAAACAUUGAAAACCUUUCUGGGAAAACACUCAUAAUUCCCGUCGUAUCUACUGCGAACGUUGCUCAACUAUCAGUCGACCUGCUGAUUUCUUCACUCGGGCUGGUCCGAAUAGCCGUGCUCGAUUCGAAAUAUUUCAUACCUUUGGUAGGAUCCCGCGUGAAUGGGGAACUAGGUAUCACCACACCGUUCGAACUGUAUGGCAAAGGUGAACUUGGCAUAAUCGUCCUGCAGCAAAGAUCUCCUAUAUUGAAGGCCAUGAAACAGGAACUCAUUGACGAUUUAUUUGACUUUGUCCAAAAAUCUGGGAUCGCUGGUGUGUUGGUUUUGUCCGGGGUAGAUCUUUCAAAUCGUUCCGACGAGCAGAUGCUCACACCGACGUAUCAAUUACAGCUGAACUCCUUACAUCUAUCCUCCCCACUGCACCGACUUAACGAAUUCCCUAUACCAAAAUACACCUCCCCUGUACCUCAAAAGCCCGGCGCCAACAACGAUGAAUCUCAGGUUCCAUUCAUCCCCGGAGGUGGUAUAACACAUCGUAUACUCUCAUCGCUUCCUGAAACAUGGUCCAUACCACUUGCAGUGCUGCUGAGAUUUGCUUUGGAUGGCGACAAUCGAGCCGAUGCACAUUCUCUCGCUUCAAUCGUCGCACAAGUCAUGGGGAUAGACAUCACUUCGAUCCAAUGGAAACAGCCUGAAAGUUGGAGUGGACUGUUUGGUACUCCUCAUGAUCAAUCGUUGUAUGGAUGA
This is a messenger RNA of Lentinula edodes (shiitake mushroom), 759 nucleotides long. Its product is annotated as PAC2 family-domain-containing protein. Bases 1 to 759 code for a protein of 252 amino acids. Gene Ontology annotation, biological process: proteasome assembly. The transcript has 5 exons. Lineage: Eukaryota; Fungi; Basidiomycota; Agaricomycetes; Agaricales; Omphalotaceae. The record is from RefSeq and is a predicted model, not a curated record. Gene Ontology annotation, cellular component: nucleus; cytosol.